UGGAAGAAAGUACUAAAAACAUCGUCAAAACCGCCUCUGUAGCUGUGGGAUCGUUAAAAGACACCGAAUUUGACAUUCGAUUCAAUCCUGACGUGUAUUCUCCUGGUAUCAGGCAUUCUGACAGCUUAGAUCCUCCAUUGUCUAAACAAAAACAGCUGGUCAAAGAUGCCGCCGAAUUCUUGCUGACAGUACAGAUACCUACUUUCAUUAAGGGAUUGCUGGACCAUUCCUCGGCACCAAUGGACGGUGUAACGUUAUCCGAAGCUAUGCACAACCGCGGUAUAAACAUCCGUUAUUUGGGCAAAGUAACCAACCUUUUGGCCAAAGUCAAGCAGCUGGAAUACCUCCACAGUAUAGCCGUAGCCGAGCUGAUUCUGAGAUCGGCUAAACACAUUUUCACUGUAUAUCUCCAAGGGUGCGAAAUGAUGAAUUUAUCAGUGGCUAUAGCGCAUUUCUUGAACUGCUUCUUCUAUUCUGGAGUCGUGGCGAAUCCUCUACAAAAUGUCGAUGAGUUCCAGAGCAAGACCAACAAAAAACGUAACAAACGCCGCGGCAGAGCCAACCCUCUCUCCUGCAACGACAACAACGAAUGGGCUACCCUGACGCCGAAAUCCUUAUGGACGCAAAUCAGACAAGAGCUCAAAGCUUACUUCGACUACGAUUUGGGCGCGGGAGACGUGGAAGGCAUCGUGGAAACGUUCGGUUUGCAGAAAAUUUCGUUGCUCAGAGGGUUCUGCUUGAAGACCGGUAUCCAGAUUUUGCUUAGAGAUUAUAAUUUGGACUCGAAAAAUAAGUUGAUCUUCUUUGAGGAGGACAUCUUGAACGUAUUUCCUAUCGUGAAGCAUAUCAAUCCUAGGGCGACUGAUGCGUACAAUUUUUAUACUACAGGUCAAAGCAAGAUUCAACAAGGCUACCUCAAGGACGGCUACGAGUUGAUCAACGAAGCGUUGAAUCUACUCAACAACGUCUAUGGCGCCAUGCAUCCGGAAAUUGCUCAAUGCUUAAGAAUGAUAGCUAGACUAAACUACAUCAUGGGAGAGCACGGUGAAGCCAUGGCAUAUCAACAAAAAGCUGUCUUAAUGUCUGAAAGAGUCAACGGAAUUGAUCAUCCAUACACCAUCACUGAAUAUGCUCAUUUAGCUCUGUAUUGUUUCGCGAAUAGUCAGAUUAGUACUGCAUUGAAGUUGUUGUACCGUGCCAGGUACUUGGCUGUGAUUGUUUGUGGAGAGAAUCAUCCAGAGGUGGCUCUAUUAGAU
Messenger RNA from Sitophilus oryzae (rice weevil), 1256 nucleotides. RefSeq names its product clustered mitochondria protein homolog. Gene Ontology annotation, cellular component: cytoplasm. NCBI's taxonomy places the organism in Eukaryota, Metazoa, Arthropoda, Insecta, Coleoptera, Curculionidae. Gene Ontology annotation, biological process: intracellular distribution of mitochondria. Gene Ontology annotation, molecular function: protein binding; mRNA binding. The annotation marks the transcript as partial. The record is from RefSeq and is a predicted model, not a curated record. The transcript is spliced from 5 exons.